AUGUCCUUGCUUCGUGGCCUGGACUUGUCCCGGUUGUUGGACGUGCCGCUGAGCGCUCUUCGUGCGCAUCAAGAGGGCACGUCUUCAUCGAAGGCGAGCAAAAAUAGUGAUGACAACAUGACUACGGUGAAAACCGAGUUACAAACUACUCGCCAUCAAGAGGGGAAGCUGUCGACAAAGUUCGUAACGUCCGUACCUUUGGUCGAGCAACAGAGGCCGUUGUCAACGUGUGUAAGUAAGUCCCUGGUGUCGGAAACACGACGUCUAGGAGACGGCGUGGACGCUAGGGUCGAGAAUUUUCGAAGAGCAGUAGAGGUGGACGCUUUUUAUAAUGAGCAACGAAGGGUAGUAGAGGGAGGCGUGGAUAAUGAACGAAGAUUACCUUCAGACGUUUCCCGUCUGUGUCGAGAAAACGAGCUAUUGACGAGGGAGAAGAGUUGUACUAGGAGCUCAGAAUCGCCAGAGCCAGAGGAGCGUCCUCUUCCUCGCGAC
Molecule: messenger RNA, 492 nt
Organism: Amoebophrya sp. A25
Lineage: Eukaryota; Dinophyceae; Syndiniales; Amoebophryaceae
Source: the annotation of a GenBank genome assembly